Molecule: messenger RNA, 450 nt
Organism: Oncorhynchus keta (chum salmon)
Lineage: Eukaryota; Metazoa; Chordata; Actinopteri; Salmoniformes; Salmonidae
Product: paxillin-like
Exons: 3
Coding region: 139-450 (103 amino acids)
Source: RefSeq, a predicted model, not a curated record
AUGCGCGUGCUCGUCGCUGUGCGGUCAUGUAUUGUACUUCCCAACCAACUUCAGCACAGUGAGUAAACUAAUUCAGAUUUUGAGAGGAAAUCACGGACAUCGAAUUUUUUUUAAACUGGUGAAGCCAAUUCUGGAAGUAUGGACGAUUUAGACGCUUUGUUGGCGGACCUGGAAUCCACGACGUCCCACAUCUCCAAGCAUCCUGUGUUCCUGUCUGAGGAGACACCCUACUCCUUCCCCACUGGAGGGAACUCCUACCAGGAUGUGUCAGUCCCUCCCCCGGUGCCACCCCCUCCCUCGGCUGAGGCUCUGAAUGGCUCUGUGAUAGACUCCCUGGACUCCCACCACUCCUCCCAACAGUCCUUGGGUUCAGCUCCGAAGAGCUUAUGGUCCAGGGACAGUAGCAGCCCGCCCCUGUCCCACAUUGAUGAGGACCAAGUGUACAGGUAG